Molecule: messenger RNA, 600 nt
Organism: Galeopterus variegatus (Sunda flying lemur)
Lineage: Eukaryota; Metazoa; Chordata; Mammalia; Dermoptera; Cynocephalidae
Product: probable ATP-dependent RNA helicase DDX10
Exons: 4
Coding region: 72-536 (154 amino acids)
Biological process (GO): rRNA processing
Cellular component (GO): nucleus
Molecular function (GO): nucleic acid binding; ATP binding
Source: RefSeq, a predicted model, not a curated record
UGAAACACGAAGCUGAGAGGAUCAACAACAUAAAUAUACUCGUUUGCACACCGGGUCGGCUUCUUCAACACAUGGAUGAAACGAUAUGUUUUCAUGCUACCAAUCUCCAAAUGUUAGUUCUUGAUGAAGCAGAUAGAAUCUUGGAUAUGGGCUUUGCUGAUACCAUGAAUGCUAUUAUUGAAAAUCGUCCCAAGAAACGUCAGACUUUACUUUUCUCAGCAACACAAACCAAAUCUGUAAAGGACCUUGCACGCUUGAGUUUGAAAAACCCUGAGUAUGUCUGGGUUCAUGAGAAAGCAAAAUAUAGCACCCCUGCCAUUUUGGAACAGAAUUACAUAGUUUGUGAGCUGCAGCAAAAAAAUAAGUGUGCUAUAUUCCUUCUUGAGAAGCCAUCUGAAAAGGAAGAGUAUUGUAUUUUUCUCCAGUUGCAAAGAGGUUCAAUAUCUAUACCGAGUGUUCUGCCGGCUACGUCCUGGUAUUUCUAUCCUUGCCCUCCAUGGUCGACAGCAGCAGAUGAGAAGAAUGGAAGUCUAUAACGAAUUUGUCCGUAAGAGAGCUGCAGUGCUCUUUGCUACUGAUAUUGCAGCCAGGGGUCUGGGU